This is a messenger RNA of Stomoxys calcitrans (stable fly), 9517 nucleotides long. RefSeq lists its product as uncharacterized. Lineage: Eukaryota; Metazoa; Arthropoda; Insecta; Diptera; Muscidae. The record is from RefSeq and is a predicted model, not a curated record. Gene Ontology annotation, molecular function: histone H3K36 demethylase activity; histone H3K9 demethylase activity. The transcript is spliced from 10 exons. Gene Ontology annotation, cellular component: nucleus. Gene Ontology annotation, biological process: chromatin remodeling. Bases 623 to 7195 code for a protein of 2190 amino acids.
ACUCUGAAAGAAAAAAAAUCAACAAGAAGGAAUCGUUCAAUAGUCCGUUUGUUCGUGUUAAAUUUAAUUAUAGACUUUAAAAAAGUGCAAAAUAUUAAAAUGAAAAUCUAAUAGUAUCGUUAAUGUGAAAGUGCAUUGGAAGUUCUUGAUUUUAUAAGUGAAAAAUGAUGUAAAAACAAAAUUCUUGUACCCCCUGCGCUUGUUAAUAGUCCAUUGUGAAUGUGUACACAUUUUAACAACUCUGGCCUGCAAUUUCUCACGUACACCGUCUUUUUAUAUUUCACCAAAUCAGCUACAAAUAAAGUGUAUUUAUUGCAUUAAACAAUUAAAACAAAUGUACUGCAAAUUAAAUCGAUGUAAAAUUAAUAAUUUUGUUAAUGCCGCAACAUUAGAUAUGUGUUAAACAAACAAAGUGUAUUAGUGUGUGGUAAUAUGUUGUAAUAAUUAAAUCGUUAUUAAAGUGUACUACAUGACUCUAAAACAAGUUCUGCCGCAGAGCAAAUAAAAGGCAAAGCAAUUGGCUUCUUGGGGCUUCGGAUUUUAUAAAUUAAUUACCCAUGCCAAAUGAAAUCCUUGUGACUUGAGGAUUUUUAUUCUAAUUUUACUUUAAAAACGCAAACAAAUGAAAAUGCAAAAAAUGUCCUCGUCUGAUGUACCACGAAUUAUGGUAUUUCGACCUACAUGGGAGGAGUUCAAAGAUUUUCCCAAAUACGUUGCCUAUAUGGAAUCUCAAGGUGCUCACAAAGCUGGUCUGGCCAAGGUGGUACCGCCACCCGAAUGGGUACCUCGGAAACAGGGUUACGAUGAUCUAGACGCACUGAAAAUAACAAUACCUGCACCGAUAUGCCAAGUUGUCACUGGUAAACAGGGCCUCUAUCAACAAAUCAAUAUACAAAAGAAACCAUUGACGGUAAAACAAUUUAGUGAAUUGGCAAAUACCGAGCGUUAUUGUGCGCCGAAACAUUUCGAUUAUGAGGAUUUGGAGCGAAAGUAUUGGAAAAAUAUCACAUAUGUGGCACCCAUAUACGGUGCUGAUGUUAGUGGGAGUAUAACAGAUACAGACCAAGAUAGUUGGAACAUAAAUCGUUUGGGCACCAUACUUGAUUAUGUAAAUGAAGACUAUGGCAUUCAAAUCGAUGGCGUAAAUACAGCAUAUUUAUAUUUUGGGAUGUGGAAGACAACAUUUGCUUGGCACACCGAAGAUAUGGAUUUGUAUUCCAUAAACUAUUUGCACUUUGGUGCUCCCAAGACUUGGUAUGCUGUACCACCAGAACAUGGACGCAAAUUAGAAAAGGUUGCCAAUCAGUAUUUUCCAGCCAGCUAUAAGAAUUGCAAUGCCUAUUUGAGGCAUAAAAUGACUUUGAUAAGUCCACAGAUUCUAAAGCAACACGAUGUGCCCGUUAAUAAGAUAACCCAAGAAAAGGGUGAAAUAAUGAUAACAUUUCCAUUUGGCUAUCAUGCCGGUUUUAAUCAUGGCUUUAACUGUGCCGAAUCGACAAAUUUUGCAAUGGAACGUUGGAUUGAAUAUGGCAAAAGGGCCGUACAGUGUACCUGCAGCAAUGAUAUGGUAAAAAUCUCCAUGGACACAUUUGUGAAACGUUUUCAACCGGACCGUUAUCAGGCCUGGCUGGAGGGCACCGAUUAUGGCCAACAUCCCGAGGAUCCGCCCAAUGCCAUUGUCCCUGCCCCUUUGCCCAAUCAUGUGGAUGUUAUGUGCAAUAAAAAUAAUGGGGGUACUGAUGAUGACGAUUUACCUUUACAUAUCUUACAAAGAAUGAAAAAGCAAUGCAAUCCUACAAAAACAAAGUCAUUUAAGGAACGCAAUCCUGACUUGGAUUUGGACGAGAUCCAACAGAAUCCCAAUAUACCGGAUGAUAUUAAGGCCGUACUAAAGGAGAGUGUCUUGACUUUGGAAGCAGAUGAGGAAGAACCAGCAAUUGUGGGUGAUGAAGUGGAAACAGCAGUACCAGAUAUGAGUCUACAAAGUCCUGCCCAUUUUAAAACGAAAAAGGAACUCUUAGCUUAUAUAGAUGAUGAUGAAGAUGAUGAGGAAGAACGAAAUUUUAAGAAACGUAGGAAUAAACGUAAAACCGACGCUGAAUACGAUGAUGAUUGGUUGGCCUCAAAACGACGCACAUCCACUUCACGUAACAGCAGUAAAGGCCGCAGUCCACGUGGCAAAGACAAAACAAAAGAUGAUCGUUCAAUAUCACCAGCCUCGUCCACAUCGUCCUCAACGACGACAACGGGUAAGGGUGACCGAAGACGAACAAAUUCUAAAACCGAAAAAUCCACAGUUACAACACCCGGAAAAUCGCCACGCAAAACACCGGUGAAGAAAAAGAAAAAUGAGGAGAAAACAUUGUCAUCGGCUUCUACAAGCCCUGUAUGUUUCAAUAUGUCAUCGACAUUUAAUGGAUCAGGAACAACAUUGGCCAAAUCGGAAACAAUAACAACAACAGCAACAACCAGCGCUUUGGCAUCAUCAUCAACAUCAGCAGCAUCAUGUGGUAAUGGCAUAGGAGGAGAAAAAUCACAAACGACAAUAACAUCUAACGACCAUCCUUCAUUACAAUUUAUGCAACAGCAACGUAAAUUCGAAGGGAAAAUACCAAAAAUCAAUCAGCAGCCGCACCAACAGCAACAGCAGCAGCAACGCCCACAAACACCAAUGACCGCAGUUGAGACGAUUACAACACUAGCAACUACUGCAGCUACUGCUACCGCAUCAUUCAAUAAUAACAUCAGCAACAUCAUUGCCACAACAACAAUUACUGAUACCAACACCACCACCACCAACAACAACGUAUCAGUAAUAAAUCCAUUAUUAAAUUCUAGUCAAGUGAAAGUAGAAGUCAAAGACGAGAGUGACAGCAAGGAAGAAACAAUAUAUACAACAUCCACCACUAGCACGCCCAACAGCUCCCACAUUGUUUUUGCCACCAUGUUACCAGCCGUGACCACACUCAAUGGCAUUCCAUCCCACCAUCAGCCUCAGUAUAUUACCAUGCAGGCAGCUGCCACAACGACUUUAAGUCCUUCAUCACAUACCACAACUAGUCCCAUGUCGGCCACAGCCACCACUACUGAUGGCACUGUCUAUCAGUAUAAAUCCGAAAUUAUCUGCGAUAGUCAAACGUAUCAGCAGCAGCAGCAACAGCAGCAACAACAACAACACACUAGCACCUCGCAUGAGGUGAUGGUGGGCCAAUCAGACAAUGUGGUCACCACUAUUAGUUCGUCCCCUCUACUGCUCACCACAACAACGUCGGCCACACCAACAUCGUCCACAUCUCCGGCGCCGCCACCCACACCAACUUCAACCUCAUCGAAUAAUGCUGCUGCCAACAUCAGUGAGAUGUCGGGCGCAGAGGCGCAUCAGCCGCAAUACCACUAUAUUACCACGACCACAGCUGCUAAUGGAGAGAUUACACAGCACACGUCUUCAACGCCAACAACAAUUGUCUAUGAGCCCUACGAGGGUGAGGUCAUCCAACAAGAGGGCUCAGAUGUUGGCAGCACGAUUAUCAAAUUUGAAGGUGGCGAAUAUGAAGUGAUCAAAAGUGAAGUGAAUGAUAAUCAUAUGAUACAGACGAGCCAACAGCAGCAGCAACAUCAGCAGCAACAGGAGGUGGUUGUAAAAUAUGAAGAUCAAAGUUUGGACGAUGAUAGCUAUGAAGAAUUUCAGAGUGUUACUUCACCCCAAAAGGAACAACAGAGUGGUGUAACCUAUCAAACCAUAACUCAUCACGACAAAGAGACCAAUCAAAUAAUAACGGAAACAAUAGUCAUACCCGCCAAUGGGAAUAAUACCCCGAAUGUUGUGCCUCCAGCUAAGCAAAAACGAAAACGGAAAACCCGUUCCGUCUGUGCCGAUGAGCAGGGGGAAUAUUUGGAAAAAAUGUCUGUGCGUGGCCUGGACAUACAGCGUUAUGAACAUGUUAUCGAUGGGGUUUCCUAUUGUCUGGUAUGUGCAAAAAAUGACAUAUACAAGACCUUCAAGAACAAAUAUAGUUUCCAAAGGCAUGCCUAUCUUUUCCACGAGGGUGACAAUAGGAAAAUAUUUGCCUGUCCCAUCUGCAAUAAAGAGUUUUCGCGCCCGGACAAAAUGAAGAUGCAUAAAAAAGACAAACAUGGUGAUAUGGCAGUGCCCGAGGCAAAUGGUGGCGGCACGCCGGUAAAGAAUAACGCCGACACUCCACCCCCAUCGAAGCGGUCGAGAGGUAGUGCAUCUAAAACCCCCAGGGUGCGCAAGCCACGAAACAGUUUGGCAAAUACCAGUGAUUUGCCAGUGCCAAAUAAAGAUGCAGCUGUUAAAAAACGUCUCGCCCAAAUCGAUAGUGUACUGGAUGAGGUUCAAAACGCCGAUUCGAAUCAGUCAAAUGGGCCCAUACAUAUACAGCAAACCACAAUCAUACAGCCUGCCACUGCAACCCAACCACCCGCCACGCCACAUCAGCAACAGCCAGCACAACAGCAGCAACAACAACAGCCGCAGCAGCAACAGCAAUUACCUUCAUUGGAAUUCAGUGGCAUGAUUUUGCCCGGUGGCGCCCAACUAGCUUUAGCUAAUCCAGGUGCCACCCCCAGCAUAAUGCAAGCCCAACAAAGAGUGAUAAGCGCUCCACAACCUGCUCAAGUUGCCACACAGAAUCAUUCGCCAGGCACCACCACCUUGAUUUACUCAAAUCAGAUUGAUUUGCAACAAGCAUUGCUGCAACAACAAUUACAUGGCCAAAGCAUAAUGAUACAAGAUCAAGCUGGAAAUCUAGUACCCUUGCAAUCGCUACAAACACUAGAUGGCACACAGACAAUUUAUACGACGACAUCACAGACGCCACCUGGUGGACGACAGCAGAUCAUUCAAACACAAACUCAACCACAGCAAAGUACACACCAAACCUUACUUGCCAGCGGUGCCACAACAACACACCCAGCACAUAUUAAAGUGGAGACAAACACAGCACCAAGCCAAACGCAGCAACAACAACAGAGCAGCAAUAACACCCCAACCUCAAACAAUACAGCUAGUCAUGCUACACAGUCGCAACAGCAGCAACAGCACCACUAUGAAUUGGAAAAUGUUGCCUAUCUUUCCUCGACGGCAGCCACUCCAACAGCUACGGCUCUACCUGAACAACAUGUGAUUGGCACUGUACAAAGCUAUCAAAUCCUUACACCCGAUGGCCUACAAAGCUAUCAGGCGGCCACAAAACUGGAAUCCAAUGAACUGGAAUUAGGUCCCUAUACCAUGGCGACCACAACUCCGCACUACUCCUUCAGCAGUCACCUGACAUCAAACGCGGACCCCUCGUUGCACCCGCAACAUCAUCAAACUACAAAUAACAGUGGGGCAGCCGCUCAACAUAGUUUAUCAACGGCACCACAUCAAACUAUACACCACCAUCCACCGACGCAUCACCAAACCGCCCAGCAUCAGCAGCAUCAUCAUCAUCACCACCAAGUGCAACAACAUCAUCACACGACAACGCAUCACCAUGCGCUGCCCUCGCUGGCGGGACCACACCAUCAAUUCAUGGAACUCAAAAACGACUUGUUGAUCAAAAGUACAGAUGCCUAUUCAUUGGAUGCAGCCACCUCUAUGUAUCAUCUGCCUUUCUCCCCCACAUCCAUGAUAAACGCAGUGAGCGAUGUUAAUUCAUCCUCACUGUUGGAAACCAAAGAAAUUAGCAAUACCAAUCAAACAAUAGGCAGCAUUGUUUCAACAACCCCCUUGGUGGUGGCCAACAACAGCAGCGGCAACAACAGCAUAAAAGUAAUCAAAGCAAUAACAACAGGUUCGCCGGCCACAAUCAAAAGCAACAACAUCAACAACAACAGCAGCAGCAAUAUAAUCCACAAAUCGCCUAUCAUAAUCAACAGCAUCAAGAAAAUGUCAACAACGCCAGUAACAACAUCAACGGCGGCAGCGGCAUCAGCAUCUACAUGCCAGCCAGUGCAAAUUUUAUUAACCCGCAAAAUUGGCAGCAACAGUCACAACGAGAAUUUGAUCAACAGCAACACCGGCACCUCUACAACUACAACAACAACUAACCACCACCACCACCACAUACAAACUAUACAACAGCAACAUCAUCAUCCCCAUACAAUAAUAACUUCAACUAAAACUGGAGGAGUUAUACAAAAGCAUUCGACUAUUCUGAAUCAGAAUCACCAUAUAAAUGAUUCCUCCCCCUCCUCAAUAAUAAUAAAAAGCGCUAACAAUGAUUUAGUUCUUACGAAUUCAAAUAAUUCAAAUGCGCCAAACAACAGCUCAUCGUCUGGUGGUGUUAUAACCACAGAGGAGAUAAUUAAAAAAUUCCGCAUACCUAAAGGUAUAGCUCUUACACCUAAAUUUGCCCAUAGCUUAACGAGUGACAAUGCUAUAGAAAUAUCCACCUCCGAGCAUACAAGUGCCACACUUGCCCAAAUGCCUACCACUUUAAUGUCACCGCCAUUGACGUCGAACGAUGAAAACGACAAUUCUUCGGCCUUAGUGGAAUACGUAGAGGAAAUCUAUGAUGAUGAGGGAGAAGCUGUUGAAGAAUUGGAAGAAUGUGAGAUACAUGAAUACCAAGAACAAACUAUUGAGGAUGCUGAAGAGGAAGGAGUGGAAGAUGAGAUGUUGCAUGAGAUUGAGGAACAUGAACUUAUCGAAGAAGUUGAGUCAUCGGAACAGCAGGAGUUGUUAAUAUCCGGUGGUGAAUCUGAAGAAUUCAUAGAGACUUCAAAUGACAAUAGUCAGUCUCGAGUUCUGCUAGAAGGAAGCCAACAAGAAGUAGGCAAUAACAAUGGCCAAAUAAUACAAGCAGUUCAGCCUAAUGGUACGGUUACAUGUUUCCAGCUGCCCGCCAAUACCAUAUUACUACAAUCUCCCCAGGGACCCUUAUUGGCAACGACAGCACCGCAUCCAACCAAGCCGGGACAGCAACAAAUUGUGGCCAUACAAAGUCUAAGUGCACAGUUAAAUGCUUUAAACUCAGCGGCCACAGAAACGGCACCACCCCCACCACCUCCGCCACCACCAACUGCAACAACAACGGUUAUACUAACCGCCGAUGGUACGGCAAUACCGGUUAUCAGUGGUGGUGGUGGUGGGGGUGGUGUUAGCAGUAAUGCCUCAUCCUCUAAUCCGGCUGUCAUUACCACUACCAGCGAAUCACUGCUUAAGGCCCAACAACAGAUAUUGGCGUAGGGUCUACUUAAUGGCGGCGGCCAAUUUGCACGAUUUUUAACAAAUCCCCCCGCAACUAUAUUGCCCACAACAUAUUUUUUCUAAAAACCAAAUUUUUAUUUCUACAAAUUUUACUGAAAUAUUCUCUGGUAUUGGAUAAAUGCUAAUGCAAUUAAUCGAUUAUGACAUGAUAUCGAUGUCGUCUUGCAACUUUUGCAUAAAAGAGGGCAGGUGAGAUUUACUGCAUAUUGUACUGUAUCCAAAGCACAAUUGAAUUGGAUAGUUAUCGAUAUAAUGCAGUAACAGUAGUUGGUACUGUAUAGUCAAAAUAAGCUAUACUUAACAUAUGCUUAUGUUAAGUAUAGCUUAACCUAACGCAAGAUAGCUAACCAGUGCAAAUAGGACAAAAAUGAAUAUAAUUGACAGGAAUUGAGACAAUUGCUCUUCAUUAUAUUCAAAUUUAUUCCCAAGAAGAAGAAUAUUUCCGUAAUUUUUCUUAAAUAACUAAAAAUUUUUAUGAGUAAACCUAUGAAAAAUUAAUAAGAAUAGUAUCAGAAAGACUUUGAAAAAAUCCUCGUUACAUCCCUCUCAAAUAUAUUGAGCAAUCCAAUAUGUUAAUUAAAUCCAUGUAAAUAAAAUCGUUCCAUUUGGCCGCCAAAAAACGUUGUAGAUACAAGCAAGGGGUGUACAAUUGUAAAAUUAAACAAAAAAUGGAAUUCAGUUAAACUGAUGAAACUUUUUUAUUGUAAACAAAUAAUGGUAAACUAACAAGCACACCAUUUACAUAUACGUAUUUAUAGCGAUCAAUAUAUAUGUAUGGUGUCCAUACAUGUGAUUGAAAAUCAUAUAAAAUCUCUAAACUGGAAAAGUCUGAUAAAAGCAAACAUAAAAAAGUUUAAUGAAUGAGGGUAGACCUGUAACUAAAUGCUCUGAUGAUGGUUUAAUAAUGAUAGAAAUGUAAAUUUAUAUAAGAUCGACGAUGAAGACAAAUACCUACAUACUUGUCUAAAUCAAUAGAGAGAGUGUGGGUAUUAUAAACUUCUAGACAGAUAAUGUUGCUAUGGAAACUUUUAGCUAUUACUUUUAAGCUAAUGACUAAAGAAACUAAAUUAGUUUUCUUUGUUUUUCUUCAAAAAUUCAAUCGAGAGUAUUCUUUUUAUUUUGUAAAACAAAAUGAUCUUCAAAACCAAACCGAAAAUAAAAAAGCAUGGCAAGCCAGAGCCUCAGUGCAAGAAAAAUGUGGGAUUAUUACAUAUUUUCGUAGAUUUAAGAAUGUUUAUUGUUUUAGAAAAGAAAAAAAAAAAGAAAAGAAAAAGUUGUUUUAUUCUUUACUUUUUAAGAAAAAAAAAUAUCUUUUGAUGUAACUAAACUGCAAUUGAUGGAUUUUCUAAGAUCCAUAUUGACUUAUAUUAUCAUAUUCACAAUAGAUAUAAGGCCAACUGGUCUUUUGUAGGCGUUCCCCCUUUUUGUCUAGAUGAGAAACUGGCUUGCAAAGCUUAUAGCUAAGUAUGUAUGUAGUUGUGUUUAAAAAUCAUUUAUGCGAUUUUUUUGUAAAAAAAACCUUUUAAUAACUUAAUAAUUAUAACAUAUUUUUUAUAAUUUAUAUCACAAUUGUGUUUUAUUAAUAACUUAGUUAGCCUCUAUGUUCUUAAGCAAGACAAACAAACAAACCAACAAUUAUCGUACCCACAACCCAUACAUUAUACCAUCCGUAAACUAAUAAAACCCUAGGAUUUAUUUUAUCAUUCAUUUUAGCUUUAGUUAUACAAUUUCAUUUUAUCUAAAAACCUUUAUUUAGCAUCAUAAAACGUAAAACAAAACCAACCCUAUAUAUACACCCCAAAAUUAAUUUUGUUUAAAGAAAUUUUCAAAAAAGCCAUACGUUUAUUGGUGUUUGGAGAAAUUUUUAUAUUACCAAACUAUGUUGAAUAUGUCCAUCACAUAACUUCUACUACUUAUUAUGUUCUAAUAUUUUGUUUUUUUCUUGUAAAUUAUAUUGUCUUUUCUCUAUAUUUAUUGCAUUUUGUUUUUAUUCCUAUCUUCUCAAAACUCCCUUUUAUUUAUUGGAAAACAUCAACAAGAAAAAAGUAAAAAAGAAAAAUAUUAAUUAUACUAUUACUUAUACUAUUUAACUAAGUUAUUGAAAUACUAUUAAAUAAUAUUAACACUAAAAAACACCCGGAAAUUAUAUGAACAUAUACAUACUAUAUUAGCAUAUAUGAUAUUUUUCAUUAUGAUACACAAGAUAUAAUUUUUUCUUUUUGUUGAGGAAAACAAAAAAUAUUAAAUAAUAUUAAAUUUCAAAUAUAAAACAGACAAAUUUGAAUGAUCUACAACUUAAUU